AUGGCCUUCUCUAAAACUAUGGCUUUCUUGGUCGCCUUGGCCUGCCUCCUUUCCUACUCGGAGGCCGGCCGACAUAUAUUAUCACAAUCGGAUACAUCGCUAGUCGUCCAAGUCUGCUCAAACACGACCGACGCGAAAUACUGCAAACAUGUCCUCUUUUCCGACUCACGGGCCGCGUCGGCGGAUCCGGUGGUCCUUGCCUACAUAGCCAACAGCCUCGCCUACAACAAAGCCCAGGAGAUCUUGGAUCUGGUCCAGACGAAAAUCAACAGUGGAGGGAACGAGAACAUCUUGGCGGGCUUCAAGGGCUGCCAGGGAAGCUACACGAAGGCGGGCCGGGCCAUGAUGGAAGUGCUCGGAAACCUCGACUCCGAGACGUACUACGGUUUCGACAUGCUGGCCGACACAGCCGAGGACGAGAUUAAGGCAUGCGAGAAUGGGUUCGGCCAACCUCAGUCCCCCAUAGCCAAGGAGAAUGGGGACAUGCUCAAGCUCGUUAACAUUUGUUCAGUUGUGGCUACCCUUUUUUCCUAUUCUAAUUAG
This is a messenger RNA of Striga hermonthica, 543 nucleotides long. NCBI's taxonomy places the organism in Eukaryota, Viridiplantae, Streptophyta, Magnoliopsida, Lamiales, Orobanchaceae. The record is from the annotation of a GenBank genome assembly.